Tarenaya hassleriana is the source of this 501-nucleotide messenger RNA. RefSeq names its product protein EMBRYO SAC DEVELOPMENT ARREST 3, chloroplastic. NCBI's taxonomy places the organism in Eukaryota, Viridiplantae, Streptophyta, Magnoliopsida, Brassicales, Cleomaceae. The record is from RefSeq and is a predicted model, not a curated record. Bases 39 to 344 code for a protein of 101 amino acids. The transcript has 4 exons.
AUAUUGUACAUAAAAUUUAAAACAUUUGAGAUCAAUAUAUGGCGAGACUCCCACUUUGCGGCAAUCUACAGAUGGAAGGGAGGGACGUAAUCUUCCAUGCAUCACCCUUCCCUCCCUCGGUGUCUCGGAGAAGCCAUUCCCUCGCAGUUUCUGCAGCUAACUUGGGAAACUUUUCACUCGAUUCCAUAUUCAAGAGUUGCAAAACGUGUGGAGGCAAAGGAGCUAUAGAGUGCCCUGGUUGCAAGGGGAGCGGAAAGAAUAAGAAGAAUGGGAAUGUGUUUGAGAGAUGGAAGAUUUGGAAUGAAGAGUUGCCCCAAAUGCGGGAAGGGAGGGUUGACGCCUGAGCAGAGAGGAGAGAGGUAAAACACAAGAGCCAAUUAAACACACUUCAUAAACAUAAUGUGAUCCAAUAGUUGUGUUUAAGCAAAGAAUCAAAGAGAGAGCGAACAUGGGCUUCAUGGUCUGAAUGAAAGGAGCAAAUCUUGCAUGUAUGUGAUUAAA